Molecule: messenger RNA, 2399 nt
Organism: Centropristis striata (black sea bass)
Lineage: Eukaryota; Metazoa; Chordata; Actinopteri; Perciformes; Serranidae
Gene: setdb1a
Product: SET domain bifurcated histone lysine methyltransferase 1a
Exons: 10
Coding region: 125-2005 (626 amino acids)
Biological process (GO): negative regulation of gene expression; heterochromatin organization
Cellular component (GO): nucleus
Molecular function (GO): histone H3K9 methyltransferase activity
Source: RefSeq, a predicted model, not a curated record
UACAGUCUAUGGCACGGACUUGUUGGUCGUCUGUACGGACACAGGGGGCAGCAGUGAGCUGGCGGUUCUGCGCAGUAGCCGCAACAGCAUGAGAAGAAGAAGACGCUGAACUCCUAUUGGGUGCAUGCUCCAGAAAGUGAUAAUGGAGCAGGAAGAGAUGGAGAUGAGCAAAGAGGAGCUCCAAAAGUGGAUCAGAAAGAAGGUACAGAAGAACAAGCUGAUCUCCUCCGACAUGCUCGAGACAUUCAAGUUGCUGCAAUCUCUGCUGGAAAAGAGGGAGAAACGGGCCGUCCAACUCCUGAAGCUCUGCGAGUCUGUUUCAGCAUGUGAGGCGAUUGUGGAGGAACAAUACUCCCUGCUGGGGUGGAAAUACAAAGACACAGAAUCUGAUGAUGAUGAUGAUGGUGGUAAUAAUAUAACAGACUGUGGAUAUACAGACCUCAGCUCUUCAAUCACCGGCAGCCUUAAUCUUCUGUUACCAAAACUAAAGGACAGUGAGAACCUCCGUAGAGCCACUUACAAAAAAGUCUCAAUCAGCCUUAAAAGAAAACCAGUGGUGGUCUUGACUAGACUUUCUAGAUCUGAGAUUAGUUCUUUCUGUCGUCCGAAACCAGAUGAUCCUGUAAGCGAAGAGUCCUACAGCGGUUCGGAUACGUGGGAGCCAGGAGACGACUCAAGUGAUUCUGAUUAUUCUAUCUCAAGUAGUAAAACUGGGUCAAACAAGAGAAGAAGAAUAGAUAGAGGAAAUGGAACACUCUCUAAGAGUCGAGCAACACGCCAAGCUAGCACAAGUUCAAAUGCUGAGAGCGAGGGAACGAAAACAUCAACAAGUGCCAAUACCAUUGCGAAGAGAAAAGUACAGAAGACUUUGACUCCCAAAGGAAGUGCCAAUACUGAUGCGGAAAGCAAUGCAUCAAAGACAUCAACACCCCCAGCUAGUACCAAUACUCUUGCUAAGAGCAACGUGCUGAAAACUCCAAAAGAAAGGGCCAAUACUGAUGCUCAGAGCAAUGCACCAAAGACAUCACUACCUCAAACUUGUACCAAUACUGAUGCUCAGAGCAGUGCACCAAAGACAUCACCACCCCAAACAAGUGCCUGUACUAAUGCUCAGAGCAAUGCAUUGAAGAUAUCUGCACCCCAAACAAGUGUCUGUACUGAAGCUCAGAGCAAUGCAACAAAGACAUCACCACCCCAAACAAGUGCCUGUACUAAUGCUCAGAGCAAUGCAAUGAAGAUAUCACAAACCCCAAUUGGUGCCCUUAUGAGCAUGACAACAUCGGCACUAAAUAACAACGGAAUAAUCCCAAAGUUUAUUUGCAAAUUAAAACAUGCCAAGACCCCUCCACCGGGGCCGACAGAAAUCAUUGUGAAAAUGAAUGUCCUGGCAAAAAGGAAGCCCAUGAGCUGGCAGCGCGGUCAAGUCACAGAAAUUAUAACAAAGGAAGAUGGUACCCUGAAAUACAAGAUCCUUUUUGAGGAUAAGGGGAAGAGCCUGGUCAGGGCUCACCACAUCGCGUAUGACUACAGGCCAAAGCUGGACCAGCUGUCUGUCGGUGCUCGUGUGGUGGUCCAGCCUGAUCCUGGCAAGUGCACGUUCUGCCCCGGCAUCCUAGGGGAACUCCCCAGCAGAAAGAACCGCAUGAGGUUCCUGGUCUUUAUGGAUGAUCACACCCCCGUCUAUGUUGGCUUGCUUCUUCUUAACCUGGUGUGCAAACCAUUGACGGACCCUUUGGAUGAUAUUCCAGAUGGACACCACAAGACUUUCUUGAAGAAGUAUCUGAAUGCCUGGCCUUACCCUCCCCAGACCCAGUACAGGGUUGGACAGUCAGUUAAUGUGGAGUUUAACGGAGUCGUGCAGAGGUGUGAGGUGCAGAUUGUCGACAGCAGCUUGAUAGAGGUCCUCUCGGCGGAUGAACAAAAGGCGUGGGUCUACCGAGGCUCCACAUGCUUGCAUCACAUGAGUUCGAUGAAGGAGCUUUUGGAGGAGAAACACAAGGACUAAGGGAAGAAGCAGAAGUAAAAGUCAUCCACAGUCAAUGCAUCAGCAAAAUCAGCACAGCAAUGGAACAAUGAAUGCCUUUAGAGAGCUGGAUGCUGCAUUACAAGGUGGUUUUUGGGGUCCACAAUGGGAGUGACUCGAAAGGGUCUUGGCACCAUGAAAUGCAUGCAUGCAUUAUUUGUUUAUAAGUGUUUUUGUAUUUUUGUGUUCUUAAAUAAAAAUUCUUAUUUUAUGACUUUCUGAUCUGAUUUUGAACUUGUUAGAAAUGAGCAUCUACUCUAAAACUAGAUGAAGAUAACUGCAAACUAUGGAAAACAAAAUAAACCGUUAAACAGUUCACAAUAACCGAAAGCAUGAUGUACCUUUAGUUGUACCAGGCAUUAAAAUAAAAAAGAAA